Jatropha curcas is the source of this 1796-nucleotide messenger RNA. Its product is annotated as polycomb group protein VERNALIZATION 2. The record is from RefSeq and is a predicted model, not a curated record. Lineage: Eukaryota; Viridiplantae; Streptophyta; Magnoliopsida; Malpighiales; Euphorbiaceae. Gene Ontology annotation, molecular function: chromatin DNA binding. Gene Ontology annotation, cellular component: nucleus.
UUUACUUCUUUACGGCCUGGUCAUUGGUCACAAUUCAUAGUCUAUUCUAUAGUUCGUUUUCCGAUACCUAACCUAACGACUAAAGUCUCCCUCCUUGACCUCACUGUUGCUUCCCCGAACCUGCAGCUUAUUCCUAUCUCCGGCGACUAUCAUCCUCCCCGGAAUUUAUUAGAGGAGAUGUGUCAUCAGAAUUGUUGCGUGCAUUUAUCUGUAGAAGAAGCAAUUGCAGCUGAUGAAAGUCUCUUAAUUUAUUGCAAGCCUGUUGAACUUUAUAAUAUUCUUCAUCGCCGUGCUCAAUACAAUCCUUCGUUUCUUCGAAGAUGUUUGCGUUAUAAAAUGAAGGCUAGGCGUAAAAGGAGAUUGGCAGCUGGAAUUGUAAUUUUCAACUAUAGGGAUUACAACAACAAACUACAAAAGACUGAAGUAACUGAAGACUUCUCCUGUCCAUUUUGCUCAAUGAUGUGUGUGAGCUUUAAGGGUCUGCGGUACCAUUUGUGCUCUUCGCAUGAUCUAUUCAACUUCGAGUUUUGGGUGAGUGAGGAGUGCCAAGCAGUGAAUGUCUCUGUGAAAAUGGAUAGAUUCUUAUCUGAGACUGUUGCAGAUGGAGUAGAGCAAAGACAAGAGACAUUCUUCUUCUGCUCAAGUUCGCGAAGACGCAAAUCAAGAAACCGUUGUCUAGAAAAGAAAGUUUGUGUACAGUUCUUGGAGUUGGAUUCUCCAAAUCUGCACAUGGAAGGCACAAGCAAUGGAUUUUUAAGGAAGGAUGAUGGAGAGAAUGCUUCCAAGUCAUCUUCCUGCGAGAAGGAUUUACACAACUCCAGAAAUGGGGCAGAAAACAAUGGUACUGAGUAUCCUAGUGCAACGGAGUUGAUGGAACGUGUUGCAUCAAGUUGUAAUAUCCAAGAUGUCUCAAUCCCCAAGGCUCAAUCUUCUGUGGAAUCUGAGUGCGUUAAAUCACAAUCUGGAAGUGAUCCUCCACUGCCUGCUGGGACCCAUAUUGCGAAAGCAAGAAAGUUAACUAUGGAACGGUCUGACCCUAAAAACCGGGCACUCCUGCAGAAACGACAGUUCUAUCACUCCCAUAGAGUUCAGCCUAUGGCAUUAGAACAAGUAAUGUCAGAUCGAGACAGUGAAGAUGAAGUUGAUGAUGACAUUGCAGAUUUUGAAGAUAGAAGGAUGCUUGAUGACUUCGUGGAUGUUAGCAAAGACGAGAAGCAACUCAUGCAUCUUUGGAACUCAUUUGUGAGAAAGCAAAGGGUGUUGGCAGAUGGUCACAUUCCCUGGGCAUGUGAGGCAUUUUCAAAACUUCAUGGAUGGCAGCUGGUUGGGUCGCCUGCUCUGUUUUGGUGCUGGAGGUUAUUCAUGAUCAAGCUUUGGAACCACGGUCUUCUUGAUGCAUCCACAAUGAACAACUGUAAUAUGAUCCUCGAAAGAUGUCAAGAUGGAGACGGAGGAUCUGAUCCUGUAAAAACCGAAAGAGGAGACGAUUAACUUAUGUAGUCUUGAGAAGCACAUGCAUCACGUUUGAAAUGGAGUUGAUUAUCACUUGUCUUAACCUAUUCUUUACUUACCCCAAACCCCACUCCUAACCCUGAGCCAUAUUUGGAAUAUUAACAUUCUUUCCUGUACAAUGGAAGGGAAUUUGGGUCUCCCUUCCCAUUGUUGUAAUCACAUUCUAAACAGGGCCCUCCACUCCCAGUCUCCCACGUUCACCGCUAAAAUGUUCAAAUCAGCUACCUUUAUAGGUUUCUCUUUUAAAAAAAAAAAAAAAAAAAAAAAAAAAAAAAAAAAAAAAA